This is a messenger RNA of Strigops habroptila (Kakapo), 1599 nucleotides long. Its product is annotated as keratin, type II cytoskeletal 75-like. NCBI's taxonomy places the organism in Eukaryota, Metazoa, Chordata, Aves, Psittaciformes, Psittacidae. Gene Ontology annotation, biological process: keratinization; intermediate filament organization. The record is from RefSeq and is a predicted model, not a curated record. Gene Ontology annotation, molecular function: structural constituent of skin epidermis. Bases 1 to 1599 code for a protein of 532 amino acids. Gene Ontology annotation, cellular component: keratin filament. The transcript has 9 exons.
AUGUCUCGUCAGUCCACCGUGAGGAUUCAGAGGGGAAGAAGUGGCUUCAGUGCUGCUUCAGCCGUCAUCCCAAACACUACCCGCACCAGCUUCAGUUCGUGCUCUGUCACCCGGCUCGGAAGCUGCAAUGCUGGCAGCGGGUUUUCUAGGGUUGGUGGUGGCUUUGGAAGCAAAAGCCUCUACAAUGUUGGUGGAUGCAAGAGGAUCUCUGUGGCUGGAAGGGGUGGUAGCUUCUAUGGAUCUGCAGGUUUUGGUGGUGGUAGUGUGUACGGUGGUGGCUUUGGCAUGCCAGCUAACCUUGGCUAUGGAUAUGGUGCAUUUGGUGGUGGCAUGGGUGGCCCUGGGGGCAUCCACGAAGUCUCCGUCAACCAGAGCCUUCUGAAACCUCUCAACUUGGAGAUUGAUCCCAACAUCCAAAGGAUCCGAAAGGAAGAGAAGGAACAAAUCAAAACCCUCAACAAUAAAUUUGCCUCCUUCAUUGACAAGGUCCGAUUCCUUGAGCAACAAAAUAAAGUGCUGGAAACCAAGUGGAGCCUGCUCCAGGAGCAGGGGAUGAAAACAGUUAGGAACAACUUGGAGCCACUUUUUGAGACAUACAUCAACAACCUCAGGAUGCAGCUGAACAGUUUGCUGAGCGACAAGGGAAGGCUGGAGGGAGAGCUCGUCAACACACAGUACCUGGUUGAGGAUUUCAAGAAGAAGUAUGAAGAUGAAAUCAACAGGCGCACAGUGGCAGAGAAUGAAUUUGUGACGCUCAAGAAGGAUGUAGAUGCUGCCUAUAUGAACAAGGUGGAACUACAAGCCAAGGUAGAUGCGCUGACUGAAGAAAUUAAUUUCCUGAGAGCCCUCUAUGAAGCAGAGCUGUCACAGAUGCAGACGCAGAUCUCCGACACCUCUGUCGUUCUCACCAUGGACAACAACCGAAACCUGGACCUGGACAGCAUCAUCUCGGAGGUCAAAGCGCAGUAUGAGGACAUCGCCAACCGGAGCCGGGCUGAAGCAGAGUCCUGGUACCAAACCAAGUACGAAGAGCUGCAGGCUACAGCAGGCAGGCACGGGGACGACCUCCGUAACACCAAGCAGGAGAUCUCCGAGCUCAACCGCCACGUCCAGCGGCUGAGGUCUGAAAUCGACAGUGUGAAGAAGCAGUGUGCCAAUCUGAAAGCAGCCAUCGCAGAUGCUGAGGAACGUGGGGAGCUGGCUCUCAAAGAUGCCAAAGCCAAACUGGCUGAGCUGGAGGAUGCUCUGCAACAGGCCAAGGCAGACCUGGCCCGGCAGCUCCGUGAGUACCAGGAGCUCAUGAAUGUCAAGCUGGCCCUGGACAUCGAGAUCGCAACCUACAGGAAGCUGCUGGAAGGAGAGGAGUGCAGGCUGGCUGGAGAUGGUGUCCCAGUGAAUAUCUCUGUGACCAGAACCACUGUGGGGACAGGGUACGGAGGAGGAAGCAACCUCAGCAUGGGAGGGGGAAUCUGCAACAUGGGGAACAGCUUCAGCUGUGGAAGCGGUCCCGGGGUUACCACCACCACCCUCGGGGGUGGCAGCAGCUCCAGCAUGAAGUUUGUCUCAACCUCCUCCACCAGAAGAAGUUACAGAAGCUAA